UUCCCUUUACCUGCACCCAUCCGAUGCUCUAGGCGUGCAUCUCGUUUCGCAUCAGCUCGUCGGACUUGAUAAUUACAGCGUUUGGAGUCGCUCCAUGAGGAUCGCGUUGUUGGCGAAGAACAAACUUCGCUUCGUCAAUGGCGACUGUUGCAAAGAGCAAUAUGAUUUGCUGCUUCAUCCGCAGUGGGAGCGAUGUAAUGCCAUUGUUCUUUCAUGGAUUCUUAACUCAGUGAGUCAAGAAUUAUCAGUGGGAUCGUUUUUGCUUCAAGUGCUGUCGUUUGGGAUGAUUUGAAGGAGCGUUUCGACAAAAUCGACAGUUCUAGGGGUUUCUUCCUUCACUGAUCGAUAGCUACGUUGGUACAGGGAGACUCUUCCGUUUCUGUUUAUUACUCCCGUCUUAAGCAGUUAUGGGAUGAGUUUAGCUCGUUUCCUCUUGCAAUUGUGAGGUUGCAUAGCAGAACUCAGCUCAUAUUGUCCAUAAGAAACUCUUUUAGUUUCUGAUGGGUUUGAAUGAAACGUAUUCGACGAUAAGAAGCCAAAUAUUAAUCAUGAGGCCGUUGUCCACUGUAAAUCAAGCUUAUUCUAUCAUUGCCCAAGAGGAAUCUCAACGAUUACAGCUUUCCGAGGGAUCUAUUGAGACUUUUGUUAUGUUCUCCAAUGUUUUGAAAGGGGCAGAUCGAAGACGUUUUUCAGGGACAUGUGAAUAUUGUAAGAUCAAAGGGCAUCGAAAGGAGAACUUCUAUCGUCUGAUAGGGUUUCCUCCUGACUUCAAAUUUACUCGGAAGAAGUCUCCUCAGGCAGCUAUGGCAAUGGGAGCUGAGUCCAACGAUUUGAGCAAGGAUCUUGGUUUGCUGAUUUCUUCUCCUGCUUCAGUCGUGCCCACAUUUACUUCUGAGCAGUAUAACCAGAUCUUGGGUUUGUUAAAUCAGGCUCCUACUUCAGAUUCCUGUGGGAAUCUUGCAGGAUCACUUCAAUGGCAAGAUCAUGGGGAUUGGUAAAGAGUAUAAGGGGCUUUAUUACUUUGAAUCUCAUAAAGAAGCUG
Messenger RNA from Hibiscus syriacus, 1042 nucleotides. RefSeq lists its product as uncharacterized. The transcript is spliced from 2 exons. Bases 501 to 998 code for a protein of 165 amino acids. The record is from RefSeq and is a predicted model, not a curated record. Lineage: Eukaryota; Viridiplantae; Streptophyta; Magnoliopsida; Malvales; Malvaceae.